AACGAGGAUCAAAAACUAUCCGAACGAAGCGGAAGAGGUGGUUUGAGCGUCGGCUUACAUCCGUCACUGCUGGAUAACUCUACUUUACGACCCACUCCAAAUCAGCAUGGCCACCGGUCUGGGGCGUCACAGAAGAGCAGACCUGUGCCCAAGGUGAAAAGCAAUCCUUACAUUGCCGACGAAGAAGAGCUGAAAGAUGCUCAAACGAAAGGUAGCGAAAGAAAAAGCAAAGCACUCUCUUUCUUCGAACAUGGAAAAUUCAUCGCCCAGGGCAAUGCUCAACGAGAAGCUGCGCAGUUAGAGGAAAUGAAGCGUAGGAUUGCACUUGACGCCAGGAAAACACAAAUCGAAGAGGCUUCAGAUCGAGCAUUCGUAAUCUCCCGACCGCCAGCGAUCGAGUGGUGGGAUGAAGCUGCGUUGCCUGAUGGCUGCACAAGCUAUGAGGGCGUCGACACAGCUGACGUGGUCAAGAAUAGCGAGGUCGAUGGGCGCAUCACAGACCUUGUGUGCCAUCCAGUACUACUGCAGCCACCUCAGGAAAAGUUUUUGCAGCCGGUGAAGCCACUGAUGUUGACGCCCAAAGAAAUGGCCAAACUUCGGCGGCAGAGGCGUCGAGCCGACAUGAAGGAGGAACAAGCCAGAAUACGCAUGGGCUUGGUGCCGCCACCACCUCCCAAAGUGAAGAAGAGCAAUAUGAUGCGAGUGCUGGGUGAACAAGCUGUCAAAGAUCCAACCGCAGUUGAGGCUCGUGUCAAUCGCGAGAUCGCACAACGUCAAAACGACCAUGAGCAGGCCAACGCUGAUCGAGCACUCACCAAAGAGCAACGGCUAGAGAAAUUAAAAACACAACAGGUCGGAGACGCCGCGAAGGGCCUUAAAAUCGCCGUGUUUCGAGUUGACGACCUCAGCUCGGGCAAACACCGAUACCAGGUUGAUGUUGGAGCCAAAGAUAAUGCGUUGACCGGUGUGGUGGUCAUGAACCCAACAAUGUAUCUCAUCAUCGUCGAGGGUGGGGAGCACAGCAUGAAAAAGUAUCGCAAGCUGCUCAAUCGCAUCAAGUGGACCGAGAAUGAGCCGCCCAAAUCGGGAUCCAACCCCACAACCUUUACUGGAACACGCGUCGAAGAUUCAUCACGAGGCAAAGGCAGCAAAGCCGCGGAGUGGUGUAAUCCGUAUCAUGCAGAUGGGACUCUGAAGGACCUGAGCUCUAAUCGAUGCACGCUUGUCUGGGAGGGUGAUGAGGCGGAGCUCAAGUACAAGAAGUGGGAGCCACGGACGUGCGAAACUGACGGUGAAGCUAAAGAUUUCCUCAAACGAUCAGGCAUGGAAAAUAUGUGGACUCUGGCACGAAGC
Molecule: messenger RNA, 1353 nt
Organism: Dissoconium aciculare CBS 342.82
Lineage: Eukaryota; Fungi; Ascomycota; Dothideomycetes; Mycosphaerellales; Dissoconiaceae
Product: Pre-mRNA-splicing factor 3
Exons: 1
Biological process (GO): mRNA splicing, via spliceosome
Cellular component (GO): U4/U6 x U5 tri-snRNP complex
Source: RefSeq, a predicted model, not a curated record